UUCAACUUAAAUACUAAAUACCAAUCGAAUACCAGCAUUGACAGGCUUAUCAUCCACAGAAAGUCCUGCCCGAAGUAUAAAGCCGAUCUCACCGAUAAGCUUAGCAAUCUAACUAAAUCAAAAAAAGAAACUUCAGCGGAACCUGCCAGUCCCCCCCCGGCACCAGCACCAAUUUCGGAAACCAACGAACCCAUCUCUGUGAAUCUACUGGAUAAACUGCUAGUGGAGGAUGACAGUGAUCGAAAUGCUGGAUCCACCUUGGUGGGCUACCUUAAUGACUUGGAUCAGUUAGCUACCUUUCCGGCGUCCGACGCAAACCGGUUGCAAAAAGACCUCCUCAAGGCUGAGACAGAUUACCUGGAGGCCAAGUCCGAAUACUUUACCAAGAUGAACGAGAUAUCUGAGUUGAAACGCACGGUCACAAUGUUGGAGGCGAAGAAGACCCAGCUGGAGAUUGUAAAGCUGAGAGCUGAGUGCGAGUAGUUAAGCCAGCAAUGUAUUUUAUGAUUUUAAAGUGUUCUGGAAAUCUGUUCCAGUUUUGAUUUAACAAAUAGUAUAAUGUUUCAACUUAAAAUAUACUUUUAAAAAUU
Drosophila ananassae is the source of this 590-nucleotide messenger RNA. RefSeq lists its product as uncharacterized. The record is from RefSeq and is a predicted model, not a curated record. The transcript has 2 exons. The annotation marks the transcript as partial. NCBI's taxonomy places the organism in Eukaryota, Metazoa, Arthropoda, Insecta, Diptera, Drosophilidae.